This is a messenger RNA of Striga asiatica, 411 nucleotides long. Lineage: Eukaryota; Viridiplantae; Streptophyta; Magnoliopsida; Lamiales; Orobanchaceae. The record is from the annotation of a GenBank genome assembly.
AUGGAAAAUCUGUUCACAUUUGGGAUACUCCCUGGCUACCAGGAGUUCCCAAUAGCAUACCUAAGAAACUCAACCAUUCAUCUCUUGAUCUGGAUAAAGUACAAGACCUUCUGGACACCACACGGAGAAGCUGGAACAUUGACCUCCUUAACAGCAGUUUCCACCCCAGGGAUGUUGGAGACUGGUAGGCUUUGGCGCAGUGGUAGUCCUCUUUUGUCGUGCUUGUCUCGUCGUAGUCAAGCCCAGGAUUGUCCUGGAACAUCUCGGGCUCUUUGCAUUGCCUUAGCCGAGAUUUUCUCAAGCAGUUCUGCCUUCUUUUCAUUCCUUUUGGGCACAUAUUCUGUGUGUUCCCCUAUUCUUCCCUCGGGGUUGAUUGUAUGGCUUAUUGCCGAACUUAAUAUUGGAAUAUGA